Hyaloscypha bicolor E is the source of this 4764-nucleotide messenger RNA. RefSeq lists its product as uncharacterized. Lineage: Eukaryota; Fungi; Ascomycota; Leotiomycetes; Helotiales; Hyaloscyphaceae. The transcript has 3 exons. The record is from RefSeq and is a predicted model, not a curated record. Gene Ontology annotation, biological process: regulation of ARF protein signal transduction. The coding region runs from base 1 to 4764 and encodes 1587 amino acids. Gene Ontology annotation, molecular function: guanyl-nucleotide exchange factor activity.
AUGCAGUCCUUCGAGAACACCCCGCUGUCGCCCACAAAGCGCCUCGGCGUCAGUCUGAACAUUGAUACUGGUUACAAAGGCAAGCAAAAGGAGAUUUCGCCACCGCAGACGCCCAAGACAGAAAACCCCCGUCCGAGCAAAGGCAAUAUUACAGCUGCCAACCGGGCGCUUAGAGUCAGGACUGGACUAAGGGAGACAUUCCUGGACGACAUCACUCCCAUCGACUCCUCGCGGAACAAAGAAAAUGAUCCUCAGAAAUCAGCACAGCCAAACCGGGAUUCGCACGACUUGUCUUUGUCUCCUCGCCAAGUUACGCGCGACUCCCUCGUCGACCACAUGCUCCUCUCCCUCGACCAAUUUUCGUUCGGACAAGAACCAGGAGGAUUUGGAAUACAACCAACAGUUGAAGAAGAACGACUGUAUUCAGGAUUCGGUGAUGAGGAGCCAUAUCAGCCAACAUCAAAUUUUGCUGCUAGAAAUGGUCGAGGAAUUGGGCACACUUAUUCAUACAGCUCCGACUACGACAACGCAGACGACUCGAGUCGAUAUUCUGGCGGGCAAUUAUCUCGGGGACGGAGGAGUAAUAGCAGUUCCAAUUUUCAACCUGGCGUCGGCCGAUUGAAUAGUAAGCGCAACGAAAAGGGGUCAAAUUCGAGUUUUGCUACGUCCAGAGGUGCACCACCACAAAUACCCCCACGAGGGCUUCAUUCACGAAGCGGAAAAGGCAGUAAAGGAAGCAGCGCGAAUAGUUUUGAUCUUGGAUACGCGCAGGUCACAAGUAGCCAGAGGUGGGCACACGGCCUUGCUGGGAGGUCCGCGAGUUUCGAUUAUGGGAGCGAUCGUCAAAGCUUGAACAUACAGGCAAAUCCAAUGGCCCGACCGAUUGAGACAAAUGUGGCUGCAUUUGAUCCAUAUGACUACGAUGCUGCGCCUACACCUACAGUGCCAGUUGGCCCUCGCAGAACCCGCCCAAACUCGCCGAUAGUCAUUCCUCAACCCGAACCAACCCCUCCUGUUGACCCAGGACCGCAUAAACUGGAGAGGAAGAGGAGUACGAGAUCAUCGAAGAGCGCCUACAAGGGAAAGAUUUCUGGAAAUGCUCCCUCAGGUGGGAGAUACGAUUAUGGACUGAAGGAUCGCAAUCGUGAGCUACCACCCAUGCCCGCUUUCAACAGAGAGUCUGCUGCUCCUGCACCCCUUGUUGGGUAUGGAAAGGCCAAAGAUGCGCCUCAAAAUUCACCCGGAUUUGGUCAGCCCUCCAAAGAUAAACCUGGAUUCUUCAGAAGAGUUUUUGGGUCCUCAAGGAAUCACCCUGCGCCCGAGCCUCCUCCAUCGCACGGUUCUACGACAUCUGCUGAAACAACGGAAAGGCCAGGCAGUAAAACGCAUCAUAUUGGGAACCAGCUAAAGUCUCAAUAUACAACACCUCCACCUCGAGAACCGCCACCCGUUCCUAAGGAACAUACGCAUGUCCUCACGAAGAAGCCGUCAUCAUUUUUCCGGCGCCGGAAGAAGUCCGUGUCAGAGGCUGAGCCGCCGGCACCUCUUCCUAUCGUCCCACCUCUUAUGUUGCAGCCGAAGGAGGACCCUAAUGCCGGGAAGACUGUCCCAAGCCCCAUAAGCAGCCUUCGAAAGGUUAUGAAUCCAUACUUACGGACCCCUGCACGGACCCCUACCGAUCCAUUCCCUUCUGUCCCAAAUGUCGACAUCGAUCGCGAGAUGAAUGCGAGCCCCGACCCUAAUGACCGUGGAAGGAGAGGAUUCUCGCCAGAGUACGAACCAGACAAGAAUGCGACUAUCAGGACCGUCAGGCCAACUGAUCCGGAAGAUGAAGAUAUGCAGCCUUCUGGUUCGGCUCAUGAGCAAUAUCUCUCCAGUCCAAAUGCAGGUGCCGACGGAUUGGACGGCACAAGAGAUGACCGGGAUGCUACAUUCCUCCAGGAUAGCAGCGACAACGACCGUGAUGCGCCAAGCGGAAAGGAGAACAUGCCUUGGCCUGCCAGCCCCAAAUUACCGCCGCCAUCUGUGGCUCGAGAUAUGGCUCUUGUUGCAGAAUAUGAGAGAGUUCACUCGAAACGUUCCCCUACGCCAGCGAAGAUUGAAGCGGCCAAAUCAUCCCCCGUUUCGGAUGCACCUAAAAGCGCAACAGAGCCUAAAUCCGAUUUAAAGCAGACAACAGUUAUCACAAAGGAUGCAGAAUGGGUCAUGGUGACGCCGACCAAGUCGCCGAAGCAAUUGGAGAAGGAGAAUCGGCUGUGGCUGGAGCCAUCAUCAUCAGAAGAAGACUUGACCCUACCCAACAGCAAUUCCAAACUGAAGGUGUCAGAAGUCGUUGGAAGAAUGUCUGGAUCCACCGAUACGGUCUACAAAUCUGCCACAAGCUUACCAAUUGUACAAGUUGAUAGCGCGGAAGAAUCACCACCCUCACAGCGUCGCAUGAUGACGGCUGCCGAGGCAAUCAAGUCACUGGAUGAGCUGAUUCCAGAUGCAGAUGUGAUGGUUCCCGGUGAUGGCGACCGCGAGCGAGCAAAGAAGGUGUAUGAUGGCAAUGAAGACUUUAUUCAACGAGAGAAGGCUGCUGCUUGGAUGGGAGAAGAAGGGCCUGCCUGCACGCGGACCCUGCUUGCGUAUAUGGAGUUGUAUGACUUUGCGAACUUGAACAUCUUGGCGGCACUUCGUUUGAUGUGUGGUCGAUUAGUGCUCAAAGCCGAGAGUCAACAAGUCGAUCGAAUUCUAGUUGCGUUUUCAAGGAGGUGGUGCCAGUGUAAUCCUAAUCAUGGCUUCAAAGGCGUUGAUGUUGUGCAUACAAUUUGCUAUUCAAUAUUGUUGCUGAACACAGAUCUGCAUCUUGCCGAUAUCGACCAAAAGAUGACUCGAAGUCAGUUCAUCAAGAAUACUAUGCCUACAAUCCGACACAGUGUUGCCAAUUCCGCUCCAGAUGCGUUUGAGCCAUCGCGGCCGACAGUACUUCCUGGGAAGAGCUCGACCUUCGAUGUGGAGACCAGCAAAGGUAGCGAUGGGUUGAAGCCUCAGAGGGCAUCAAUUGAAGUCGAGCGUCCCUCUUGGAGAUCAUCUUUCAAGCCUCCUAUGCGAGCGGACUCGGAAGGUACUACGCCAACGCCAUUAGAUUAUGACACUCCUGUCAAUGAUUGUGGACCAUUGGUCAAAGCACCUUUUCAUGGGACGUUGCGAACUUGGGAAGUUCAGGUUGAGAUUGUGCUCAAGGAUUUCUACAAUUCCAUCCGCGAUGAGCGUCUUCCAUUGUUCGGGGCCACCAUGGAUAAAACGCAGCUUCAAGCUCCCUCGACCAAUAGUUUGUCUGUUUUUGCAAACGGCAUGCUGCGCCGAUCUCCCAGCGUGUUGAGUAAGACACCGUCCGAAUCCCAAAGCUACCAAAGAGGCAGAACGGCGGAGACAGUUCGCGUUGGCAAUAGCAAGUGGAGUAGCAAGAACCGUUCGAGGCCUCGUUUAUAUCCUGGCUCAGGGCUAGGAUCGAGCCGAACAAGCCUAGAUGACCAAUCUUCGAUGUGGAGCCCAUCUGUUUCGUCCAGCACUUGGAGCAAAUACUCACUCGGAAAGACACAGACUUCCAUGUCCGUUGACUCGCUCGGAUCUAACUGGCCAACUGGUGAUUACCAACAGUCAAUUGGCUUUGCCAAUGCUCUGAGUCAGGCAAUCAUUCGAGAGGAGACAAUUGGUAGCCAGGGCAGUGGUGGCAGCGAAGAUCUACGCAUAGCGCCUCUGCUGGAAGACGAGUCAUUAGAGCUUGCUGGAGCACCAUGGGCAAAAGAAGGGAUUGUCAAGCACAAGCACCAUCUCGAGGCCUUGGACAAGAAAGCUAAGGAUCGCAACUGGAAUGAGGUGUUUGCUGUCAUCGAGAAGGGCUACAUGAGUUUGUUCUCUUUCUCGAGCAAGAGUAUGCGCAACAAGUCGAAAGGCAAAGCUUCUGGCGGGGUGGUUGGCGGUGGAAAUUGGCAGGAGAAUGCUGAGAGUCUUGGAUCGUUCCUGCUCAGACAAACCAUUGCCAGUGCUCUACCAUCGCCCGGUUAUUCCAAGGCUCGUCCCCACGUGUGGGCGCUGUCAUUGCCUACUGGAGCUGUCCAUCUCUUCCAAGUUGGCACACCUGAUAUCGUCAAGGAAUUCGUGUCAACUGCGAAUUAUUGGAGUGCUCGACUUUCGAAUCAUCCCUUGGUAGGAGGUAUCAGUAAUAUUGAAUAUGGCUGGUCUGAUGCCAUCGUCAACAACGCUCUGGUGACCGCGAUCAACGAUUCUACAAGGCCGUCUACCAGUGGUCGCAGACCGAGUUUGCAGAGCUCCUUGAGAUCGAGUCUCGACCAAGGAUUGUCCGGCGGAAGCACGAGAUCUCGACUUCCAGGAGACAGGAUCAACAUUUCCGACUGGACCCCGCCAACUCAAAGCAUGCGCGCCAGCAACCUCUUGGAGCAGGAUCAGCUGAAGACUUUGACCGACUAUGUCUCCGGCAUCGAAGAAGAACUCCAAAAGCACAAUCAACUGCGCAGUCCUAUGCUCCUAGCUUUCACACCUCGCCACCCCAAUGCCCAAAAAGCAAUGGCGAACUGGGAGAAGAAAUCAUCGUAUCUCCUGCGCGAAAUCGUCAAGUUCAGGACGUACAUCGAUUGCUUGCAAGCUGCGGAAGCGGGCAAGCAGAAGAUUUAUGCGGAGAGAACCUCGAGGAAAGCUGAAGAAGACGGCGAUGAGGAGGGGGAUACGACGCUAAAACCUGACUCCACUCCCCGAGCUUGA